Molecule: messenger RNA, 1455 nt
Organism: Penicillium vulpinum
Lineage: Eukaryota; Fungi; Ascomycota; Eurotiomycetes; Eurotiales; Aspergillaceae
Product: WW domain-containing protein
Exons: 4
Coding region: 1-1455 (484 amino acids)
Molecular function (GO): protein binding
Source: RefSeq, a predicted model, not a curated record
AUGGCGCCUGAGGCCCCUGCGGACACCGCAGGCCCGUCCUCCCCACCACCUCAACUUCCAGAAGGCUGGCUCGCUCAGUGGGAAGGUGUCCGACGAAAAUGGUAUUACGUACAGCGGACGACCGGAAAGUCGCAAUGGGAGAUUCCGACCGAACCAAUCGUCCUGACCCCGUCAACAACACCGACGCCGAGCGGAGCAGGGCCAUCGCAAGAGCCAACGUCGCAUCCGACAAGCAACAGCACUCGAGGGAUGGAGUCCGUGGAUACAAUCGCAGGCGGGACGUACUCUGCGGCGGACAGUGCGAGAAUUUCCAACUCCCUUGGCUCCCAGAUAUAUGGGCAGUCGGACAAUCCAAUUUAUGGGUCUUCCGGGGUACCGGGUUGGUAUUCGAAUCAGACGGGUCAACAUCUGCCCGGCGGAUAUCAGCAGCAGCUUGCUGCAAACGCAGCUGGAUAUGGCCCGAAUUCGUUGCAGCAGGGUGUUGUUAGACAGAUGAAUGGUGGUCAGCCAGCAUUUUAUGGCAACCAGACACAUCCAGGUUAUCAAAUCCCAGGUCCACACCACAUGGGCCAAAGUAUCUCCUCACCAGCAUGGGGUAAUAAUCCAGGUACAUAUCAGGGACACUCAAGCGGUUACAACAUACCACAACAUGCACAACCCUUCCAAGGGGUUUCUACUGAUCCUGCUGGAUUGCAUAUCCACCAGCCACCAGCAUCGUGGGGAAUAACCAAAAAUCCGCAGGGGCAAAUGCAAAUGACAAGGUCAGUGGGUGGAGAUUCCGUUUCUCAGCCACAGUGGCAAUUGGAGUCACAGCAAGGCCAUUCGAACGCUCCUGGCGAAGGUGUCCCGAUGAACUUACACCCAUCAACCCUGCCUAAGCCCUUCUUUGGGUCGUACUCGCCUCACCAGGAUGCAGAACCAUCUUCGGGAGAAUUUGUUCGCCGUGCCUCGAAUCCUACUCUUGUCCGGGAAGGGCAAGCCUACCAAACUUCCAUGGAGAGCUUCCCCAACCAUUCACCACACGCCAUAGCUGAACAAGGUAGAUUCGGACAAGGCCAGCCGGGCACACGUUCCCACUCGCAGCAUUCUUCCAUGGACCCUUUAUUGCAGGGAUUCUCACCUCUGCAACAUGUACAGAGUCAAUAUCAACAGCAGCACAUGAUACGAACACAGACAGGAUCCCACCAAGUCAAUCUUACCCAAGGCCAUCAGCAAUAUCACAACCCGUUAGUUCAAGUCGGUGCCAACCAAUACCUCUCGCAGCAUCAAUUUGGUCCUGGCAGUGGGCCGGCGGGGUUCCCUGAAACAGCGCAGGCUCACCAAGUUCCUUACCACCAGUCGAGUCAUUAUCCCGAGCAUCGCGAACAGACCCAGGGGGAGACAGGAAGAAGUUCGGAGUCACACUUUGUCAGUGGGCCGUGGGCUUCAACACCGCCUUCUGCUGGACAGUUGUAA